Molecule: messenger RNA, 600 nt
Organism: Prunus armeniaca (apricot)
Lineage: Eukaryota; Viridiplantae; Streptophyta; Magnoliopsida; Rosales; Rosaceae
Source: the annotation of a GenBank genome assembly
AUGGUCUUAGUCAAGGAGAUCACACUUGGCAUGAUGACGUGCUGUAAGUCAGCGGACGGUGGGAGGGCGACGUUAGUGAUGGCCUACUUGUUCCCACUACCUAUUGUUAUGCAAUUGGAGCUUGGACUGGACAUGGCUAAGGUCCGCUGUGCUUUGAACAUCCUUCUAAAGUUUCGCGAGUGGCGUUGGCUGUUGAGCGAGUACCGAGAGGUAGACGGUGGUCUGCCCCUUGCCGAGGAUGUUGAAAGGUGGAAGCAGAACGGCCUUGAUCCUGACGAUCUGCUUGCCGGACAGGAAGAGUGUUUUACUAAAUCUCCCCCAAAGAGAAAGGCGGUUGGCAAAUCUUCAAGGGGUGAAGCUACUUCUUCGCACACAAAGAAUAGGUCUCCAUCGAGGAAGAAGCCAAGGCUCCCUUCUGCUGAGAAGACUCAAGUGGGGUAUGCUCCAUCAUCAUCUGCCAUGGUCAAGCAUACGCUCGAGAACCAUGAUGUGCUUCGUGAGGCAGCUCGUGCCCAACCUAAGUCUGCCGAGUGUCAAAGAGAUGUAGACAUUCCUCCUCGAAGUUCGAGUCAUCUGCACCGGUCAAAAGAUAGAGAUUGA